Messenger RNA from Aplosporella prunicola CBS 121167, 1671 nucleotides. RefSeq lists its product as uncharacterized. The transcript is spliced from 2 exons. Gene Ontology annotation, biological process: RNA processing. Bases 1 to 1671 code for a protein of 556 amino acids. Gene Ontology annotation, molecular function: protein binding; RNA nuclease activity; RNA binding. Lineage: Eukaryota; Fungi; Ascomycota; Dothideomycetes; Botryosphaeriales; Aplosporellaceae. The record is from RefSeq and is a predicted model, not a curated record.
AUGCACAUGUUCGACCUUCCGCCCGAGCUCUUUGAACCAAUCAUGGAGCACCUAGCCUACACACUCCCUAUAUGUCGUAUCCUGCGAUUACGGCUCGUCUGCAAAACAUUCGACACAAGCCUGGUUGCCGCCAUUAUCAACACGGAAGCCGUCGAGCGCGCCUAUAAAGCCAGCGCACCAGUCUGGAAACUUCGGCGGUAUUGGAAUUUUCGCUUCUUUGGCAACCGCAUGCCAGAGAAAUGGUUGUUGAGGCUGCUGCUUCGGCACGCGCAGAAACGCGGAGAGGAUGACAAGUCGAUAGUGUGCGCGGUGCAAGAGGUAGCGCGUCGAUUGGUGCAAGAGCAGCAGCGGAUUGUAAACGAAAGGACAGGUAAACAAGAAGUAGAAGAGAGCAACACGGAGCAAACGGUAGAGGAAAAAGAGGAAAAGGAGGAGACUAAACACCUACUCGACGAACAACAAACCCUCGAGGCCGUAUGCGUGAGCCUAAUAUUCUUACACAGCAAUACCAUCAUCGCCGACAUUCUCGACCCCCUGGACAGGGAACCCGAAACAAGGCGCGCCCAACUCUGUCUCAACACCGCCGCCUGGCUCGGCAACAUCGCACUUUUUGACACCUUCUACGCCCGGGCGAGCCACAAGCACGACGUCUACGGCAGCGGCCCCUACAACCAUCUUGUCGGGCCACUGCAGCGUCCGCUCUGCGCCGCCGUCCACCAGAACCACAAGGCGAUGGUGCAGCACUUGCUCAAACUCGGAGCGCGCCCCUGGGUCGACGAAGCGUUCCGGUGCGGCAACCUUCCCAUGGCCCAACUCAUCCUCUCAGCGCGGCACCCAAACAACAUAGCCCGCGAGAUCCGGCUGUACGCGCUCCAAGAAGCCGCCAAAGGCGGCGACGUCGAAACACUAAACUUCGUGCUCACGCACCCCGCAUUCGCGCCGUCCAAGUCGUCCUACACGAACUCGCUCUUGCGCAGGGCACUCUGCGACGCCCUCUACCACGCCGUUGUCCACGGCCACGAACACUUGGUCCCGCUUCUGCUCGACCGCGGCGCCGACCCAAACGGCAGCACGUACAUUUCGCCCCUGGCGACGGCCGCGCGGCUGGGCCAUCUCCGCAUCGUGAAGACGUUGCUGGCGCGCGGCGCGGAGUGGCACAGCUGCAUCAAGUGCCGGUACCUUGAUACACGGAAAAGGGACGCCCCGUGCAGUGAUCCGCAUAGCGCGCCUGUGCUGCUGAAGGCUGUGGCGAGGGGGUGGACUGGUAUAACCCACGCGCUGCUGGAUGCGGAUGCGCGAAUGCUCUUUUCCCCGGGUGCGCUAAAGGCCGCAGCUGAAAAGGGGUGUGUUGAUGCCGCGAGAGCGUUGUUGGAGCGCGGGUUUGAUGUCGAGAGGGAGCAUCCGGACCUGGAUCCGAGGAAAGGCGGGUUGGGCCGUGAGGCAGUCUUUGCUGCGUGCCAGCAAGGGCAGGUUUCCAUGGUGAAGAUGCUGGCAGAGUGGGGGUGCGAUAUAAGAGGGCGGUUUGGUGAGGAGGAAUCUAUGAUUGUGGAGGCGAAGAGGUGUGGGCAUGAUAAUGUUGUUGAUGUGUUGGUGGAGUUGGGCGUUGAGGUGCCGGAAGGGUUUGAGGGUUUACAGAGGCAUUUAGAACAAUACAUGCCAAAGUUAGUAUAA